CCCGAGGCGACGAAGUGAGGAAAACACCGCAAAUAAGAGCAGCUUUUCCACAAUGUUGCUCCAUCAAAGGAUCCAACUUUGGUGCAGAGGAGGAUAAAUGCUACAGGUGAUGCUCCCAUCACCUGUCGGGGCGUGUUAACCUGAUGUCGGGACCAGUGUCAGCUAGCUAACAGCUGGAUGCAUCGUGUUGACAUUGUCGUUCUUCCAGGGAUCGACGAAUGUAAUGGAAAGCGAAAAACAAGCUACUGAGACAGAGACACCUCAGCCUCAGCCCUGGAGAAGUUGGAAACUGAUCAUUGACCCUGCGCUGACAAAAGGACUGUACAAGGUCUACCGUUAUGAUGGAGAAUAUUUUAACAUUCCCGUGGAGGAUUUACCGGUAGGUCUGUUUCCUGUGGAUACAGUCAGAGAUCCGCGCGUCUGCCGCCUGUGGAGCAAAUACAUCAAGGCUGACCUGUCGGUGGCUAAAUUUAAGGUUGAUGAGUGGUAUGUUGGUCCUGUUCCUCCCAAAGAAGUGACAUUUUCCAGGCUGAAUGACAAUGUCAGGGAGUCGUUCCUGACUAACAUGUGUAAAAUUUAUGGAAACAUUGAAGAAGUGGAAAUAUUUUACAAUCCCAAGAACAAGAAGCAUUUAGGGAUCGCGAAGGUUAUCUUCGACACAGUGAGGGCCGCAAAAGACGCUGUCCAACAUCUCCAUCAGACCUCAGUAAUGGGAAACAUUAUUCAUGUGGAAGUCGAUCCUAAAGGUGAAAACAGGGCGCGAUACCUCCAGCUUCUCUUACGUGGUCUUUACACUCCUUGGACGCUACCAGUGGGCAGCAAUGAGCAAGCCCUUCAAAGCCUGAUCGACAGUUUAAUGGGCAAUGCAGCCACACAGCGACAGGCAAGUGUCUCCAGCCCCACCAGCAUCUCCACACCCCUCUCUCUGGACACAGCCUACUCCAGUAUUUGGCAGGAUACACCUUGCAGCUUUGGGCUCACACCACGUUCUCAGGGAACCCCCCGCACUCCUUGCUUGUCUGCCACUCCUCUCUCCCAGGACUCUUGCUACUCCAGUCUUCAGGCGACGCCGGUCCUCCAGGGGGAGCCCUCCGCCUAUAGUGUUCAUAAACCUUUAAGACGAGAGCUCUGCCAUCGCAAACCCGCGAGGCAUCACAGGGGAUCCGGGGAAGUCUCAGAUGUCAGUUUAUUUUUGAAGCAUGGCCAACCACAGACGCCACACCCCCUCUCUGCUCAAAUACAAACAAGCAGCCAGCAGCUUGCGCUCUGGCGUCACAAUGCACAAUCCUCUACUGACAAUAACACAGAACCUUCCUUUAACCUUGCCUCCCCGUGUCAGGAGUCCACCCCCAAGGCUUUGCAUCUGAGCUCUCUCAGCAUCCUGAGCAUUAAUUUCACAGCCGACCGGCAGACAGCAGCGCCCUCCCCACCUUACGACCGUGCGUGCAUAACCGAGUUAUCUUCACCUGCUGUCAACUGCUCCUCCAGCAGCCCCCGGCCGGAGGGAGAGAGUUUGGACUCGCGCAUCGAAAGUUUGCUCAUAAACAGACAGAGUGCUGACCCCUCAUACUUUGGUGGAGAGACUGUGGAGGCUGAUGUGCACUCUCAGGACAGCCCAACUUCACCCUGCUCAGCGAAUACCUCCCCUCUCUCAGAUGACUCACUUGUUUGCUCUCCGGCUUCUUGUGUGUCCUUCACAACCGGCCGCCAGCGCUGUAAUAAUGAUCUGGUGCUCUUUGAAAAUGAAGAGGAUGAAACUAUUCGAGCAGUUUCCUUUCUUACAAGAAACUGCCAGUCCCCUGAUCACUCUGAUUUGACACAUUUUGAAGGGAGAGCUCAGGAUGCAGAAAGGAUCCAGUCAUCGUCACAUCUAAAGGAACAUCAUGCAGCGGAUGAGGAUAAGGACCACUCAAGUAACAGAGCAUCCAGAGCUCUGACACCCACAGAGGAGAUCUCCUCUCAUCCUCAUCCCCAGCCUCCAUCCUUUACUUCUCAUCUUCCCUCCAAAGCUCCUCCUGCCAUCAGGCCUGGAUGCUCCCACCCACCAGUCGCCCCUUUCCCGUUCCCCAUGCCUCGCUUUCAUCCGUCUAUUCCACCUGUCCCACCUCGCCUGCCCAAUGGCACCAUCCCCAUCCCACCGCCAGGCUGGAUCCCACCUCCUGGCAUCCCCAUUCCUCCUCCCCGAAUUCCACCAGCUCCUUCUAUUCCUCCCCCUCCAACCUUUCUCAGACCACCUCCACCUUUGAUUGUGCCGCCGGGUGUUCCACCUCCUGUGUACCCCUCAGCCAUGCAGCCUGCAGGCCAUUCUGACAAGGGGAAUCCUCCAAGGCAGUGCAUUGCACCUUUACCCUUCCCUCAGCCACCCUGGCCCACUCCACCUUUUCCCAGGUUUAACCCCUUUGUGCCACCACCAGGCUACCCUCUCGUGAGGGAGAACCCUCAUAAGCUGACAGUAGAAAAAGUUUUAGAAGUCGUUGUGGACGAACUGAAGUCAAUCAUUAAGAAGGACAUCACACGUAGAAUGAUUGAAGGGAUCGCUUUCAAGUCAUUUGAGGACUGGUGGGACUGUCAAGAGAAGAAAACGAAGAUCCAAGUUCCUCCUUUGAAAAGUGGACCCACAAGUGUGGGAGAGAGGAACAAACAAAUAAAUCCCCUCACUUGCAUCAAUGGUCAGGGCAAAAAGCCUCCACUGCCGUCUUUCAAGGUAAAAAGGAAAAGAGCCGAUGAUCCUGCAACAUCAGAAGAGAUAGAAAACGUGUCAUGUUCUACACAUGAAAGUGCUGAUGUAAAACAGGGGGAUGACUUAUUUAGACCUGCAGCUGAGAGAGCCAAACGCAGACAUGCAAGACCUCAUGCGCUUGAAAGUGAUGAUGACGAUGACGAUCAUGACGAAAGGAUAGAGAAAGAUAACACACUUCAAGUUGAAGAAACAGUAUCAGAUAAAGUAGAGGCGACUGUGCCAGUGAAGGAAGCUCCUGAAAUUCUGUGUGACAGAGAUGAUGAUGAUGAUGAUGAUGAUGGUGAUGAUGGUGAUAAUCCUCAUGAGGAAGAACGUGCACAUAAACAUGCUGAGGAUGAAGAUGCUGCCAUCUUCCAAACUAGUGAUGGAGCACAGAGCUCAGAUAGUGAGACGUUUUCAGAGAGCAGCUCCUCGGAGGAAAGCGAGUAUUCGUCAGAUUUUGACUCGUCUGACUCGUUUGCCUCAGAGAGCUUUGAGGACUCAUUGCACCCUGACCUCAGUCCUGAAGAUGAAGACAUGGAAGAGGAUGGUGAGGAUGCCAGGAGUUUAGAAUGUAUAGUCAUAUCCUCAGAUGAAGAGUCGAUGGAGCUCGAGCCCCCCAUCACCCCUUCAGCUCCACUAACCCCGGGUGCUCAGCUGGAGCUGAGCCUGCAGGACUGGUCAGAUCCUUCUCAGAGGGAGGAAACCGAGGCGAACCAGUAUACAUCCUGUCAACAAGCUGCCUGUGACAUGGAUACCAUCAUGGAGCUCGAAAGCAGGGAACCACAGGACCAUCUCCUGUCACCUAUCGGACCUCCAGCAGUGGAGCUUGACCUUGAUGUAGAGAUGGAGAGCCCUAAUUGGGCUGUUGAGUCACCGGAGGACAUAGAAAACCUGCAGCCUCUGACUCCGACUGGCUGCUUGGAGGACAGUGACCCCGACCUGAUAAUAAGAAGCAAACCAACAUCCCCAGCUGAGGAGGAGGUGGAACGACCUCAAACACCUGGCAAGGACAUAGUGGUUGAACUGGGAAGUGAGGAUUCGGCUGACGAAGUCCUCUCCCUCUCUCCGGCAAACACUGAGCUCGUUCUAGCUCCCUCUGGUCCCUCAUCAUACCAGGAGAGGCCCAAAACUCCCGGUAAAGAGGACAGAAGUGGGUGGGCUCAGUACAGUUGUGGGAGGGUUCCAGCAACACCAGGCAGAGAGACGACCAUGCCAGAGGGUAGCACAAUUAUGUGCCCAACUGUUUGCAGCCCACCUCCUGUGCCAUACCUGUCUAGCAAUCCAUAUAUCACAGCCCCAAAGACUCCUGGAAGAGACAUUAUCCUCCCCCGCAGGGCCAUCUUCCACAGGAGGAAAACACAGAUGUUGAGCUCCUCUCAGCCCCUGUUAAGUGACUCUUUCAGAGGAUCCUCCAUCUCUCUGUGCAGCCUCUCCGAGUCUUCAUCUGACUCUGCUGAUGGGAUGGGCAUGUGGACCAGUUCAGGUGUAAGAAUGAAGCCCUUGCAGGGACUGGAGAAUAUGCCAGGGCUCCUGGAUGAAGAGAAUAGGAGCGAGACAGAGAAAUCCUCAUUGAGGAGAAAACGGCUGAGGAGGCUAAAGAGAAGAUGGAGAGUCCAUCAACGACAGAGGACCCUGAAAAGAAUUACUGGGUCUCUCUCCUCUCAUGGUCAUCCUCACAGAUGGCGGCGUUCACGCUGUGAGGAGAGGAGGAUACUUCACAGAGUCUGGAAAGAGGGACUGGAUGAAGAAGAUGCAAGGCUGCUGCAGUGUACUUAUGACCGGCUGCAGGAGCAGGAUAAUGGCUGUGGGUGGAUCAGUGACACCAUGUGGACACCUCACCCUCUGACUAAAGUCCUCACAGAGAAUAAUGAUGAACACAAAUCCUGGCAGCCACAGCACAGGACUGGCUCUGCUCGCAGUGAAGGUUUCUACAAAAUCAGCAGGAAAGAUAAACUGAGAUACCUCAACAGCAUGAAGCUGACCGCGGAGCUUCCAUCUACAAGCACUCAGCAGGGAACUUGUAUCCCCAUCCAGCCACUGACCUCCCUGCGGUCUGGAUCUGACUUCAGGUCUGAACAGCGUCGCCUGCUGUCAUCUUUCAGUUGCGAUAGUGACCUGGUCAAGUUCAACCAGCUGAAGUUCCGAAAGAAGAGGAUCCGUUUCAGCCGAAGUCACAUCCACGAGUGGGGCCUGUUUGCAAUGGAGCCAAUAGCAGCAGAUGAGAUGGUGAUUGAGUAUGUGGGCCAAAUCAUCCGACAGGUCAUCGCUGACAUGAGGGAGCAGAGAUACGAGGACGAGGGCAUCGGGAGCAGCUACUUGUUCCGGAUUGAUCAGGACACCAUCAUCGACGCUACUAAACAUGGGAACUUAGCCAGAUUCAUCAACCACAGCUGCAACCCUAACUGCUAUGCAAAGAUCAUCACUGUGGAGUCUCAGAAGAAGAUCGUGAUAUACUCCCGGCAGCCGAUCGGCAUCAAUGAAGAGAUCACGUAUGACUACAAGUUUCCCAUUGAGGAGACAAAGAUUCCUUGUUUGUGUGGAGCAGAUGGCUGCCGCGGCUCCUUGAACUGAUGUAUAAUGAAGUGUCCUGAUUGUGUCAGUCGCUACAUUUGCCUCAGGUACUGUACAUAUCUGUCAAUAUGAGUCAAAAAAGCUAUUUUACUACUAGUCAGUAACUGUGUGGAGACCAGAGAUGAGCUCACUACAGACAGUUGGUGGUGCUGCUCAGUGAGUAAAGAUUUGCAAAAAUGGACCAAGCACUUGAAACUUUACUUCAUCAGUGGAGGUUUGGCAUGAAAUUACAGCACGAGGUGACAUUUGGUUGUACUUUACCUUACAUCACACAUUGCAGUUGUCUGUUCCCACAUGAACAUUAUGUUACAAUGAAAUAUCUGCUGGCCUCUCAUCAAAAUGAUAACAAAAGUGUACAGUUAAAUGUUUUCAUUUAUGAGAGCUUGAAAUUGAGUUUUUUGCUUGAGUCAAGCUUGUAUGUAUGAUACUGGUUUCCUUGUUGACACUUUGGAAAAAACAAGUGUUGAAUUAUGAAUGUUUAAGGGGAAUCUGCAUUUUUAAACCUGGGCCCUAUGUUUACAUAUUUUGGUGUCUGAAUGACUAAUACAUUAAAACUUUUCCAGCAGUACAAAGUAUGUUCACAAACAGAUUGUUAUUUUGAGUGUUUGAUAACAUUGUUGAAACAAAUUCUACAGAAAUAAAUCGUAUAGUUUGAGAGUAAAAUUUUUUUUUUUGUUUAGCCAGAGUUUUGGUGGGUUUUUCUGUUGAGUUUGACUGAAGUGAAAACAUAGGCUCCAGGUUUACAAAUUGUAGUGUGGAUGUACUCUUCUUGAUACAAACGCCUUGACCAUAAUGAACUGCUUAUCAACACAUAUGUAUAAAAUAAAUGUACAUUGUAAUAAAACAUGCAAGUGAAAUAAGCUUU
This is a messenger RNA of Acanthopagrus latus (yellowfin seabream), 6158 nucleotides long. RefSeq names its product histone-lysine N-methyltransferase SETD1B-A-like. The transcript is spliced from 18 exons. Gene Ontology annotation, molecular function: RNA binding; histone H3K4 methyltransferase activity; protein binding. The record is from RefSeq and is a predicted model, not a curated record. Gene Ontology annotation, cellular component: Set1C/COMPASS complex. Lineage: Eukaryota; Metazoa; Chordata; Actinopteri; Spariformes; Sparidae. Bases 224 to 5293 code for a protein of 1689 amino acids.